Messenger RNA from Ipomoea nil (Japanese morning glory), 1231 nucleotides. Its product is annotated as deSI-like protein At4g17486. The record is from RefSeq and is a predicted model, not a curated record. Gene Ontology annotation, biological process: protein deubiquitination. NCBI's taxonomy places the organism in Eukaryota, Viridiplantae, Streptophyta, Magnoliopsida, Solanales, Convolvulaceae. Gene Ontology annotation, molecular function: deubiquitinase activity. The coding region runs from base 303 to 971 and encodes 222 amino acids. The transcript has 5 exons.
GUCUUUUCCCACCUCAACGCCAGCAAAUACCUAUACACCCUCCUGUGAGGCUUAACCUCCCUCCUCCACGGACUGCCGCUGCCCACGCGCCUCCGAAAUCCUCCGAUCCCGGUGGCGAUCUUAGGGCGGCGCUGCACUUUUCUCUCAACGUCGCCUGUUGGAUACUCGCGUACUAUGUCUCAGGCUUAAUUGAUUGCGCCUGGUGGGUAUUGAGCUUGGAGAUUGUAGACAUAUACUCCGCUAUAGGUGUUGGGUUAUUGAGGGGUGGCGGGUAGCUUCAGCUUGAGGCAUAUAUAUACACGAUGCGAUUAUUUCCGUUAAGUUCCAGUUCUUCCAAGGAGCUGAACGGAAAUGGAGAGAAAAGUAGCACUUUAUUGUACCUAAAUGUCUACGAUCUUACAACUAUAAACAAUUACCUGUAUUGGUUCGGCCUUGGAGUGUUUCAUUCUGGUAUUGAAGUACAUGGUAUGGAAUACGGAUAUGGAGCCCAUGAUUUCUCAAGUAGUGGGGUUUUUGAAGUUGAACCACGAACCUGCCCAGGUUUCAUAUUUAGACGCUCAAUACUGCUAGGCAGUACAGACAUGUCUCCUUCAGAAGUUCGUUCAUUUAUGGAGCAACUUUCUAGAAAAUAUCAUGGGGAUUCUUAUCAUUUAAUCGCCAAGAAUUGCAACCAUUUCUCUGAUGAAGUCUGUAUGCAACUUACUGGAAAACCAAUUCCUGGAUGGGUUAAUCGCCUGGCACGUGUAGGCUCUUUCUGCAAUUGUCUAUUAUCAGAAAAUAUUCAGGUUACAGCUGUCAGGCGUCUUCCUGAUAGUCAAACAUGUGCAGUUGAUGAGACAGAUUCUGGUGCAUCAUCUUUAACAGAGCUUAGUGAUGGGGAGGAGGUUGACCAUCAACUUCUAACUGGACGAAAUAGUGAUGUGUCAUUUUUGAACCAAAAAUCGGUCAUACUAUCAAAAGAGCUUGUUUAACAUUACCCCGCUCCAAACCAUGUUUUCCUCUCCAAUUCAUUAAACACCUCACAGGAUUCCUGUUAUUUGUAUGAGCCGUGCUGUUAAAUGUAGUUGUGUAUAUCUUUCAUCUCGACUAAGCUUAAUGAGUUGCUUCAGUAUUCAGUAUCCAAAUCUGUAAUUGUAUGACUUGCCAAUUCUAUCAUCCUACUUUUUGGAUUUUAUGUUUGGCAUGUCUGAAGAAACUGGUACGAAAUUGAAGGAUGUGUUUUGUUCAAGUU